GACCACAGGCGACAGUUAACCUUAAACGCAAAGGGAAAACCAGACGAGAGAAUAACAAAAAACAAACAAACAAGCAAGGAUAACACCGGAAUUUCGUUUUCACAGUAAAAGGCAACCUCGAUUCAACAUGUUAAGCCAUGCGUAAAAUGCGCGUUCUUGUUAAUUUACAAUAGACUAUUUACUAGCACUAAUCAAGUUCUAAUCGCAUUUGAUUUUCUACAAGGAAGCGUGAUUAAAUCUGCCGAACCACUUUUAUUCGGACUCACUCUCCUCCAAUGUUAAAAAUGACAGAGGAACACGAAAAAUCCCUCAACGAGCCUCCUUGCAGCCCUGCUGGGACCACGAGCUCGAUGUCGCAAGACGAAUCUGAUUCGGACGCCCCGUCCUCCCCGACGGGGUCCGACGGACACGGUUCUCUGCUCCUGCCCGCGAUGGGGAAAAAAUUGGACAGCGAAGAAGAUGACCGCUUCCCAGCCUGCAUCCGAGACGCGGUGUCGCAGGUCCUGAAGGGAUACGACUGGUCACUCGUGCCCAUGCCAGUGCGGGGGAACGGGUCGCUGAAAAACAAGCCUCACGUGAAAAGACCAAUGAAUGCAUUUAUGGUGUGGGCACAGGCGGCUCGCAGAAAAUUAGCGGACCAAUACCCCCAUCUCCACAACGCCGAGCUUAGCAAGACUUUGGGGAAGCUAUGGCGAUUGUUAUCGGAGAACGAAAAAAGACCAUUUGUGGAGGAGGCCGAGAGGCUGAGGGUUCAGCACAAGAAAGAUCACCCGGAUUACAAAUACCAACCCAGAAGACGGAAAAGCGUGAAGCCUGGUCAGAGUGAUUCAGACUCUGGAGCCGAGAUCGGCCAUCAAAUGUACAAGGCCGAACCGGGCAUGGGCGCUUUGGCAGUCAUGGGAGACGGGCUCCACCCCCACCACCACCCCGAGCACGCAGGCCAGCCCCACGGCCCGCCGACUCCCCCCACCACGCCGAAGACGGACCUGCACCACGGCGGCAAGCAGGACCUUAAGCACGAGGGCCGCCGUUUGCUGGACAGCGGGCGGCAGAACAUCGACUUCAGCAACGUCGACAUCUCCGAGCUCAGCACCGACGUCAUCAGCAACAUGGAGGCCUUCGACGUCCACGAGUUCGACCAGUACCUGCCGGUCAACGGCCACGCCGCCUCCGCCUCCGACCACGGCCACGGCCACGGCCACGGCCACAGCCCCGCCUACGGCUCCUCCUACGCCCACCCGGGCGCCGCCGGCGGGGCGUGGAGCCGCAAGGGCGCGGCGGCGUCCUCCUCCUCGUCCCCCGCCGGCGGCGAGGCGGCCGCGCAGAGGCCCCACAUCAAAACGGAGCAGCUGAGCCCCAGCCACUACAGCGAGCACUCCCACGGCUCCCCCGCUCACUCUGACUACGCCUCGUACGCCGGCCAGGCCUGCGUCGCCUCGGCCGCCCCCGGCACCGCGCCCACCCCCUUCUCCAGCUCGCAGUGUGACUAUACAGACCUCCAGAGCUCCAAUUACUACAGCCCCUACUCCGGGUACCCGUCCAGUAUUUACCAGUAUCCGUACUUCCAUUCCUCCCGCCGGCCGUACGCUAGUCCCAUACUCAACGGCCUGUCGAUUCCGCCGUCUCACAGCCCCACCAGCUGGGAGCAGCCUGUGUACACCACACUGUCCAGGCCCUGAGCACCUGCACUACGCAAAGACUUUCCAUCGAUCGCUAACUAAGUGUUACGGAAAUGUUCUGCACUAACGAAGGAAUAGCCUAUACUUAGACGGGGGGGGGGGGGGGGCGCUGUGCCAUACGAUAAAAAAAUGUUAUACGCAUGCCUAUAUACGUAAUUAAAAGUGCCUGCUGAUUUUAGCCUUCCUGAAGGUAGAUUUGAUGAAGAUGUGCCAUUGUUUUUAGGCUGUUCUCACUUUACCAUGGACGUCUUGGAAGAAAUCGAUAGGCCUACGAUUUUUACAGCUGGAAUGUUCUGCCAGGGUCACCUGAACGCUUUUGCACACUUUUUGUGUGUUUACUUUUUACGGAGCUUUUAGGUUUUGUGAAAAUUAAACGCGGUAAAGGUCAACCCAGGUGCGCAACCAGAUAAACAAGCACCCACAAAUCCUCCAGCACUGGGACCGGUCAUUUCUAAGUCAUUCUCAUGCAGAUCUAACUGCAGUGCCAACCAGCACUUAGCAUACAGCCUAGGCACGACCAGUCGAUGCAUUUUCAGUUCCACCAAACCAUGCUCGUUGUAUUUUUUAAUUUUCAAUUUUUUGGUGUUGUUUGAUUUACAAACUAUUUCAUAGCUUAUGUAUUUAAGUUUAUUUCAUUGUCGUUCUUGUUCUUUUAAUUAAUUGAAUAACCAUAUCACAUUUUUGGAGGGAAGCUCAAGCAAUCUACAGAAAUGUUUUCAUAUUAGAUUUCAUAUAUGAAUUAGCCUACUACGGUAGUUCUGCGCACCAUAACCACUUUUACCAAACGCCAGACCGGAGGUCAGCACGUAGGCCCAUCUCCAUUUCAGAUGCGUAAAUAUGCUGAAAACUCACGGAGACCAGCGAAAUGCCCUGAGAUGCAACAGCUGUCAAAUGCACCGCUUAUCCAAUUGCGAUUAGUCACGAUGCCAGGGUUUAAGGAAAUGGGUAACAUAACGCGCGCGCGCGCGCACUUGAGUGACGGGCCAGCUGAAGCCGGCGCUAAAGUGAACCGGAAGACGUAGAGGGUGUCCAAAUGUCUGCCCCCCCCCCCCCCCGCUCCGCUUACGUGAAAAGCAGUCCCAAGAACCAGCACAGGUGCUUGCUUGAUCUCAGCUUUCAAGCCCCCUUGUGUAAAUUAGCAUAACUUUCGCAGAUGGCACAAAUCUCGGCCGAAAACAAGGGGAAGAAAAGCGAUAUUUAGAAGGCGAUGAUUAUGGAUACUGAAAUCGCUUAAAUUUGGCUCUUUUUUUAAUUAAAGUUUGUAUUUGUCUGUGUGUCAAUACUGUAUACAUUUAUAUUUGAUAUAUUGUAUGCCGGGCAUAUGAUGACUUUAUAUACAUUUAACACUAACUCGUGCCUUCAAAUGCUUAUUUUUCUAAACUUUCUUUUCUUGUUGAUCUCCUUGUUUUAUAAAAUUAGUUGUAUUAUACAUGCAGCCAGUCUCCUCCAAUACACUUUAAAAACGAACGGAAAAAGAAAGCGUUCAAGCUGGUGCUCUUUAACCAUUUGAAGCAAAUAGUUUAUAUUUCAAUGAACACAUCAAAUAUGUCGGUGGUAUGUUUCGGAGUAUAACGCCUCGUAAAAUGUAUAAGUGAAAGUGGUUUCUUUUUCUUGUUUUACCUUUAACAUUGUAUUUUAAACGAAUCUUUUGCAGAAAGGUGUUGUUUUCACAAGAUAAUUAUCACGAACACAUUUAAUAUUUUCUGCCGGCCAUUUCCAAGGAAAAAAUAAAAUUGUAUUAAUGUCAA
Molecule: messenger RNA, 3427 nt
Organism: Conger conger (European conger)
Lineage: Eukaryota; Metazoa; Chordata; Actinopteri; Anguilliformes; Congridae
Product: transcription factor Sox-8-like
Exons: 3
Coding region: 276-1679 (467 amino acids)
Biological process (GO): morphogenesis of an epithelium; negative regulation of transcription by RNA polymerase II; neural crest cell development
Cellular component (GO): nucleus
Molecular function (GO): DNA-binding transcription factor activity, RNA polymerase II-specific; RNA polymerase II cis-regulatory region sequence-specific DNA binding
Source: RefSeq, a predicted model, not a curated record